GUAGGCUGCUGAUUGCUGGCAACACGCACACAGAGAAUAAAGUCCUUAAUCACCAGCGUACUAAAGCUUUUCUGCGAAUUGUGUAGAGUUGAGAUGAGUUUGCAGAGAAGGUGAGUCACAGAACUCGGGUGUUAGAGCAAAUGUAUCGGGUGGACUCAUGGAACGGCGGGUAGGGAAGCUGAGCAGGCUGAACAGAGAGGAGUGGGCCGUGGAGCUUUGCGACAUUUAUUAUUUGCCUUUAAUAAGCUUUAAUGAAUCGAUGAUAGGUGUAUUUUAUACUUUUCUCCGACGAGUUUCGGCUGAAUGGAGUGUCGACUGCUGACCUCCUCUAAAUUAAUAUUUUCCAAAAUUUAACCAAAAUUUCCUCACUUCUAAGACCCCAGAAACCUUUUCUAACAACACUCAGACGACGUAAGCUGGUCUUCCUUAGUCAUGUGACCCGGCACGACACCCUGUCGAAGAUCAUCCUUCAAGGUACCUUGGGGGGUUAUCGUCCACAAUAGGUAAGAAUGGUGGGCCUGUCAGCACAGUCUAUCCAUGUGCUCCUUCCAACAACAGGUGCAGGUCAAGGGACAUCUGGGUUCUGCAGGGAUCUUACUGCAGGGAUCUUACUGGUUAUAGUUUCAUAUUUGUUUACUCUGCCACUCGAGGCCAGAGAUCAGUUCAAAAAAGUGACUCUUACUCGCAACUUCUGUGACAAGUUUUUAUAUACGGGUAAGCACUUUACAAAUACAGUAUAUAUACACAGUAAAUCUCUAUAAACUUGUCCACAGCAUGCAGUACUAAACGGAAUCACAGAAGGACGUUACACAAAGGUCUGGCGAGGGUGUGAGCACAGCUCCUCAUAGACUAACACGCGCACAAACACAAACAUACAAACUCACUAUUCAAGAACCAGAAUAACUAUCAGGAAAUGGAACUAGCUAAUAUUGUAAUUUUGUAAAUUUCAGAAUUACUAUCAAUCCAUUGGUCUAGACUCUAGAGCACCAUUCUCCCAGCAUGCCUUUCAGGCCUCUCGGUACUCAGCAGCCGACCAGCCUGAUCUUGUGGCUUCUGGCAUUCCUUGCGAUGGCAACCCUCAGCCAGACCGCCAAGAAAGAAGACUACUACAACCUGACUGACUACCUCUUUGACGGUUACAAGAAAGAAGUGCGGCCCGUCUUCGACGACGACAAUGUUAUACAAAUCUACGUCACGUUUUCCCUGUUUCAAAUAGUAGAUAUGAACGAACAAGAUCAGACGAUGAAGACAAACGCCCGCCUUAAGAUCGAAUGGCUGGACGACUACCUGAGCUGGGUUGAGCCUGAGUUCGGCAACAUCACCAGCGUCAUGUACAAACAGAGCGCCAUCUGGCUACCGGACAUCGUGGUGGGCAACACGGUGACCACCCAGACACAGCUGGGCUACAAGGAUCUCCAGGUUCGGAUUAACAGCGAAGGGUGGAUGGACUGGCAGCCUACAGGAGUGUUUUUAACAUCGUGUGAUAUAGAUGUGACGUAUUACCCGUUUGAUACUCAGGUGUGCUCCAUCGUCUUCACCUCUGCUCUGUCAACAAGUAGUGAGCUGGCCAUCUGGAUCGACAAGAAAACCCCCAUCGACAUGAACAGCUUCUCGCCGGACGGCAUCUGGGACGUCAUCAACUGCUCAGCAAGCAACCACGACGCGAAAGACGGCAAAGCCAAGAUCUCAUUCAGUUUGCAGCUGAAGCGACGACCCGAGUUCUACAUCCUCAACAUCAUUCUACCAGUUUUGUUCUUGGCGAUGACGUCAUCGCUGGUCUUCGCACUUCCGGCGGAAUCCGGAGAGAAGAUGAGUCUGUCCAUCACCGUGCUGCUGGCCUUCGCUGUCUACCUGACCCUCGUCACGGACUCCAUGCCCAAGACCUCGGUACAGGUGUCCAUGCUGAUGGUGUACGUGGUUCAGCUGAUGGCACUGACAGCACUCAGUGUCAUCCUGUCAGUGCCACUCAUGAGGCUCCACCACAGACCCUCCAACAAACCUCUGGGAAGGAGGGCGUCGUAUGUGAUAAUUUUGUUCCGGAAGCUGAUGUGCCUGGCAGACGGCGAGCGACGAUUAGUUAAAGUCAAGAUGUCUGCUGAAAACGAUAACACCGUCUCCAUCAUCGGCGAGAACAAGAUGCAGCAGGUCAAGGCCAACGCUGUCGUCCCUUAUGACAACGACGAAAAAGCAGACGACAACUGCUCAGACUGCGCAUGCCCGCCCAGGUCACCAGAGGUCAGUCACAUCAGCGGCGAGCUGGCGGCGGAAACGUUGAACACUUUCUUCUUCUUCCUCUUCUUCCUGUACAGCUUCGUCAUCACCAUCACCUACGUCAUCCUUCUCAUCACGGGCGGCGCGAGUCAGGAGGAGAGCACUCGCCUAAGCUGAUGACUUCACUGGAGACAAUUUGAGAUCAUCAAUUCGAAGCAAGCAAAGAAGACUUUGGUCUCACACAUCCUUGUUUCUUUCUUCGUUUGAAACAUUCCAGAAGAUCAGCAACAGGAGCAGUAAAGGAUGCAACAUGUUAUUAAGUAGAAUUAGACAUGACGAACAUAAUGAACAAUUAUUUUAAGGAAUUAUUUUACAGAUUUUAUUGAAUGUAUAUAAAAUGUUUUCCUUCGAGAAUUUGCAAAUCAAGAUACUAAAUAGGGAUAAAUACAUCCGAAGAUAGCAAACAUGUACACUAUUAUUGACUGUGAAACAUUUAUCUUUUAGAGUGGUUUUCAAUCAUUUUAAUCAAUGUAGGUGUACAAUAUUUAUCAGCACAUUUAGAAUAGCACUUUUGUUGAAUGCUUGUGAUUUAGAAUAUAUUUUAAUAAUUUCAUGUCAUUGAACACACAUUAGCUAAAUCCUUAAUUUUAAUUUUUUAUCCAAACAUUUCGAUUCUUAGAUGUGAUACAAAUGUUAGUUUCUUGAGGAGAAUACAUUAAGCUUGUUGUUUGUACAAAUGUGAUAAUUACACAGUUCUGUACUCGUAAUCCUUUUCCUUUUGUAAAUGUAACAGUUAUACCAUUCUUUGCUAAUAUUAUCUAUCCCGUGUUUAGACAUUUUGAUGACGAACUGCUGAA
Molecule: messenger RNA, 3068 nt
Organism: Pomacea canaliculata
Lineage: Eukaryota; Metazoa; Mollusca; Gastropoda; Architaenioglossa; Ampullariidae
Product: acetylcholine receptor subunit beta-like
Exons: 8
Coding region: 1000-2388 (462 amino acids)
Biological process (GO): signal transduction; regulation of membrane potential; monoatomic ion transmembrane transport
Cellular component (GO): synapse; postsynaptic membrane; neuron projection
Molecular function (GO): acetylcholine-gated monoatomic cation-selective channel activity; transmembrane signaling receptor activity
Source: RefSeq, a predicted model, not a curated record